Drosophila albomicans is the source of this 1680-nucleotide messenger RNA. RefSeq lists its product as uncharacterized. Gene Ontology annotation, biological process: protein processing; regulation of fatty acid beta-oxidation. The transcript has 5 exons. Gene Ontology annotation, molecular function: serine-type endopeptidase activity. The record is from RefSeq and is a predicted model, not a curated record. Gene Ontology annotation, cellular component: peroxisome. NCBI's taxonomy places the organism in Eukaryota, Metazoa, Arthropoda, Insecta, Diptera, Drosophilidae. The coding region runs from base 109 to 1638 and encodes 509 amino acids.
UCGCUUUUUGUUAAUCAAAACAAAGAAACGUUCGUUCAUGUUAAAUGUUUUGUGUUUGAAGUGAAUUCUAGCCUGUAAUGGCAGCUCAUAGUAAAUGUGCUAUUCAUAAUGUUACUGAAAAUUCGUCAUGCAUUGCUAGAUAUAACCAAUCAAACUGCAAAACAGUCGGUCAAACAAUCGGCAGUUAUAAUCAACAACGAGAUCAUCAUCAGCUCCGGCAGCAUCUUGCAGCCUUUUGUGCAUCCUGAUGGCGAUGGCGACCGAAUUCUGCAUAGCCUGCAACAAUGCAAGCUAGUCGAUGUACAGGAUAACACCUGCGACGAGGGCAAACUGCUGCGUAAAUUAAAUUAUCUGGUGACCUUUGAUCGUCAGCGUCGUCCACUAACAGAUCGAAGUGCACAGCAAUCUGGUCAAGUGACCCACAUACUGACCCGCUAUACGGCGCAGCCUUUGUAUGUCUUUUGUGCGGCAGAAGUGUCUCGAAAUCUGCACAAGAUCUUGAUGAACGCCGACUCGGAUAGCCAAGAUGUCUUGCGCUCUAGUUUUCUGGUAUUGACCAUGAGAGCUCUAAAAGAGCGUGAAUCUUUUAAGCGUUUCCUGCAGCACAUCGCCAGUUAUUUGCGCUACCUCCAGCCAAUUCAUACUCUGGACGAUGUGCUGGUCAUGUGCUCGCCUUUUGGUUUGGAAAAUUUCUACAAAACCAUUAGCAUUGGCAAGGUGUCCAAUGUAAUGGGUAGCUCUCUAUUUGGCUUAUCCAACGCCUUGCCAUUGGGCUGUGAGGGCUCAGCGGUAUUUAAUAAUAAACUUCGGUUAAUUGGUGUUAUUAUAUGCACAUCAUUCCAACGGGAGCAAGAGAAUGUUAAUCUGACUUUGGCUGCCAAUUUUGGUUAUCUGUUGCGUGAUUUUAUGGAGCAAUUGGGCACGCCAAUCACUAUGUUUAAUAUGUCACGAGAGCCAUCCAAUUUUGCUUGGGAACGAACCAUAGCAGUCAUUGAAUCAUCUGGUCAACAAGGCACUGGCACAUUUAUAAAAGUGCAUAACAAACGCUUUAUUCUGACUUGUGCACAUGUCGUUGGACAGUGCUUGCAGCCCAACUCGAAAGUGCUUUGUCGAGCUAUUGAUCGGGAAUUUCAUUCUGAUGUUAUUUGGUGCAAUCCCGAUGAGAAUCGACCCUAUGAUUUAGCUCUGCUAACUGCUCCUGACGAUGUGCCUGAACGCCAUUGUGUUCGUUUGGCUCGAAAUCGUGCUAUUUUGGGACAAACCGUGUACAACGCUGGCUUUCCGUACUAUGUGAAUUUCAACUUUAAGUACGAUUUUAAUCCGUCCAUAUUCCAAGGUCGCAUUAUUAAGUGCGAUCACGGUGCAAUAAUGUCCGAUGGCAGUGUGCAGGCUGGUCAAAGCGGUGGCCCAAUGUUCGACCAGAAUGGUAACAUCCUUGGAGUUUGUGUGUCCAAUAUUAAGCAUGAGGAUGUCGUCUAUCCAAAUAUAAAUACUGCGAUUCCGACCUUUGAUAUCCGGCAAACUCUGCAGGAAUUUGCCAGGACUAGUGAUGUAAAAGUGUUAAGCAAUCUUGUUGCGAGCCAGGAUGUCCGACGAGUUUGGUCAUUAGAAAUGCCUCCCAUUCAAAGCAAGCUUUAAAAUAAUGCAUUCCACCAAAAAGGGUAUAUAUGUAUAUGUAUA